Didymodactylos carnosus is the source of this 2583-nucleotide messenger RNA. NCBI's taxonomy places the organism in Eukaryota, Metazoa, Rotifera, Eurotatoria, Philodinida, Philodinidae. The record is from the annotation of a GenBank genome assembly.
AUGAUGGUUGAAGAUGAAGAUGAUGAAGAAGUUAUUUUAGAUAAGCGAACUUUACUGCAACCUAAUCCAACCUCAUCAUUACCACUUAGCGGUGUAAAUCGAUUUAAUAUCAAAGUCUAUGAUGAAGUAAAAUUAUUGAAAGUACAAACUGCAUUAUUAGGUGCAACAUGCAUCUCAAUCGGAAUGUUCGUUGGUAUUCUUGGGCCAACAUUUAUAUUUUCGGCUAAUAAAAUUCAAACGGAUGUUGCUGCUGUCAUAUGGCUGAUAGCACUGAAAGGUAUUGGAUUUUUUAUCGGAACAUUACUCAGUGUUUAUCUUUAUAGCUGGUUUAAUACAUGUUGUCUUCUUGGAUUGUCAUGUUUAUCAAUUAGUUUUGGUGUUUGUUCGUUGCCCCUGAUUACAGAUUUAGCUACAUUCUAUUUAACUGCACUCAUACUAGGGGUUGGACUUGCAAUUUCGAUUAAUGGGAUCGAUGCAUUGUACAAUCGUUUAUGGACAAGACGAUCAUUAGCACCUGUUCCAUGGUUACACCUAUUACUGGCUCUUGGAGCUGUUUUAUCUACACUUUUAUUAAUACCAACAUCAAUAAGCAACGAUAAAUUGAAUAUUAUUAAUAAUAAUACGAGAAAAGAUCAGAUCGGCAAUAAUCGUCUACGACGACAGGACGAUAAAGAAUCGAUUUCUGACAAAUUAGCCUAUACGGUGUUUAAGAAUUCAUCAAAUGAGACAUAUUAUUUACUCUCAAAUACAUCAUUGUCUAUGAUCGAUAUAAAUUCUUCCAUGAGUACAACUACAACAACACCAUCACAUCCAGGGAAACCAUCACUCGUUGAUACUAAAGAUUUAUCUCAAGUCCACGUUAGCAAACCAGAAGACACACCUAAAGAGCUCGACUCUCCAUCUUUGGCUCAAUCUACAAAUCACGAUGAAUCAUCCUGUACGAAAAUUUAUUGUUGCUACGAUCGAAAUGAGACAAAAAACUCAUCAACAGCAUUUGUAUGUCGAAGUGAUGUACCAGAUAAAAGUGAUCAAUUGAUUUGUGAGCAAAUAAUACAAAAUUGUCAACAACAAAGGCUAUGUGUAACGUUAACAAAUUAUUUAUGCAAAAUCGAUGAAGUAUGCAAUGUAAAAGAGAAAGAACAACAAACAGUAGUAAAUAAUUGUAGUAUGACAAUCAUAGACAUGGAGUAUAUGAUGAAUUUGAAGUCGACAGACUUGCCAAUGAUAACAAAAUCUAAUGUGACUAUUAAAGAUACAACAGAAGCCCCUCGCCCUAUUGCAUUGUCAACAACCACACCAUCGACGACAACCAUAACGACUACAACAAUAACAACAACAACAACGACUACAAUACACUCUACAACCAAAAUUUCAACAAUUCAUGUUGAUAUAACUCUACCAAUAAUAACAUCGACGACUACCAUCACCACCACCACUAUAGUUCCUCAUCACAAACCAUCUUAUGCCAAAUCGGAUAAAGAUGAUUUAUCAGAAAAUUUGUUUUAUAGUAAAGUUGGCAAUUUUUUCCAUUCCAUUCAUUCGAUUCAAGUUUUAUAUUUGUUUUUAUCGUUGUGUUUUUUGCUACUUGGUAUAUUCUAUUCAGUUUUGGCCAUACGUGGAUCGGAUGUUAGCUCCAGCGCUCCACAACAACCAACAACCGCAUCCCAUUUUCUAACCUCCUUUCUUUCUCGUAAAUCAUUACAACAACGGCAAAAUUCUUCCCCACAAACAUCGUUAUUAUUUGCUGAUAAUUCAUCACUGAAAUUUAUUUCAAUCUUAAUUUUAUUCUAUUUAUUUUUAUCGUCAAUUGAACAUUCAUCUAUUUAUCUCACAUAUCUAUUUGGUAUUCAAUUAAAUCAAAGUCAAUUGUCAAGUUUAUUAAUGCAAUUUUUAUUUUUUUUUGGCCUAUUUUUAGGUAGACUAUUUGAUAUUUUCAUUGAAUACGGUUGUUAUUUAUUAAACACUCGUAUAAUUACACGAACAAAAAAACAAUCUGAUCGUUUUCAUUCUAUAUCAUUAAAAUUUUGUAUACUCAUUCGUUUAUUUUUACUGUUUACUAUAUCAAGUACUCUAACAUUUUCACACUUAUUUCAACAAACGACAACUGCCAGUGUUCUACCAUCGAGGCAAACAUUAUAUUCAACUUUUUUCUUAAUUGGUUUUAUUAUUGCAUCACUGCCAAGUCUAAUACUAUUAUGGUUAGAACGAGAUUUGACAUUAAACGAACGUUUAUUAAAAAUUAUUGUUUUGACAAUGACAACAAGUGAAAUAUUUUUUCCACCAUUUAUUUACUAUACAAUGAGAAAAUACAUAUUAUCAUUUAUAUUCUAUCUGUUCUUAUCGUCUUGUCUAUCGUUGGUCAUCUUUAUUUUUCUUUUGUAUUCAAGUAAAAAAUGGCAUCGAAAACAAUUAUAUCGUAUUUUGCCAACAUCAAUGGAAGUGGAAAUGAGAGAUGAUGAUAUAAAUGAUGAUGAGGAGGAAACUGCUAAUGGACUUGUUGGAACAGAAUCAGCAUUAGGUAAUGAACAACAACAAACAAGAUUAACACAAACAUUAGAACAAAAAACUUACAAAUUACAUUGA